Messenger RNA from Syngnathoides biaculeatus (alligator pipefish), 4284 nucleotides. RefSeq names its product zinc finger and BTB domain containing 16a (gene zbtb16a). Gene Ontology annotation, biological process: regulation of transcription by RNA polymerase II. The record is from RefSeq and is a predicted model, not a curated record. Gene Ontology annotation, cellular component: nucleus. The transcript has 7 exons. Lineage: Eukaryota; Metazoa; Chordata; Actinopteri; Syngnathiformes; Syngnathidae. Gene Ontology annotation, molecular function: DNA-binding transcription factor activity, RNA polymerase II-specific; protein binding; RNA polymerase II cis-regulatory region sequence-specific DNA binding. Bases 412 to 2388 code for a protein of 658 amino acids.
GAGACUUUGCGACCUGCGCGCUGACGAAGGAACGGGGAAAGGGGGCUUGGCUUGGCCUCGCCUCGCCUUCCCACCGCCUGCGUGACAGGCACAAGACCGACACAUGUGGACAUUAGACAGCCCCCUAGGUGUCUCACUUUCUCGCCGUUCGCGCUGCUUCGUCCGCAGCCUUGACGUCAGCGCCGUGUUGAUUCGCUCCGGCUGCGAGACAAGGGAAGGAGUUAGUGCGCGUUGAGAGAGAACCAGAGAGCGGGGCUUACUAUGCUCCACGAGCCCGCCGUCCCCCUCUGUUAGCCCGCGUGCGCUCCGGACGUGACUCGCUAACUUCAGGUUUCCCACAGUAGCUCAAACCACUGCGGAGCGGGGGAAGGCUAGCCUCAUGAGUUGGCCUCGUGGACUUCCAUUGACGUCAUGGAUUUAACAAAGAUGGGUAUGAUCCAGCUGCAGAACCCCAACCACCCCACGGCGCUCCUGCACAAGGCCAACCAGAUGCGCCUGGCGGGCACGCUGUGCGACGUGGUAAUCAUGGUGGACAGUCAGGAGUUCCACGCCCACCGGACUGUGUUGGCAUGCACCAGCAAAAUGUUUGAGAUCCUUUUUCAUCGUAGCAGCCAACAUUACACCUUGGACUUUCUGUCGCCAAAGACGUUCCAGCAGAUUUUGGACUAUGCUUACACUGCCACGCUCCAGGCCAAGGUGGAGGACCUGGAUGACUUGCUGUAUGCGGCAGAGAUCCUGGAGAUCGAGUAUUUGGAGGAGCAAUGCCUCAAGAUCCUGGAGACCAUCCAGUCGUCGGACGAGAACGACGCAGAGGUCGGUGUUAACGACGGCAGCACCGAGGAGGACGAUGAGCGCAAAGGCCACAACGGAGUCAAGAACUCCAAAAAGCAUUCCAUUGAGAACCUCUACCUGUCGGGUACAGAGCAACUGUCUGCCAUGUCUGGCAUGGUGGACCAGAGUCCUUCAGUCUCCACAUCCUUUGGCGUCUCCAACUUGAGCCCCACCAAAGCUGCCGUGGACAGCUUGAUGAGCAUCGGCCAGACCCUGCUUCAGCAAGGCUUUGGCGGCGAACAUGGAAACACUCACCAUCUCAUGAAUGAGAUCAAGACCGAAAUGAUGCAGGUGGACGUGGGCGGAAAUGGCCAUGAAAGCAUGGAGUCCGGCGGUUCCAGCAACGGUGAGCGAGGAGGGGAUGACCGGAAUCGAGACGGACCGGGCACGCCAACCAGGAGCAGCGUGAUCACCAGUGCUCGCGAGCUGCAUUACGUUCGCGACGAUGGCAUGGGCGAUCCUCAAGCCGAAGUAAGCCACAUGGGUUUAGAAGCCAUGGCCGGGAUGGCGGAGAAACACUUGGCGUCCCUCUACUCCCUCCCUGUCAAUCACAAAGGCGACGCCAUCAUGUCCAUGCCGGUCUCAAUGGCCUCCGCCCUGCCCAUGUCGCCGGCCUUGGCCAUGUCAGUGGACUUGAGCGCCUAUGGCGGACUGCUUCCACAAAGCUUCAUCCAGAGGGAGUUUUUCAGCAAGCUCGGCGAGCUGGCGGUGGGCAUGAAACCCGACGGCAGGAACCAGCACGAACGCUGCAAUGUUUGUGGAGUGGAACUUCCAGAUAACGACGCAGUGGAGCAGCAUAGGAAGAUGCACAGCGGAAUGAAGACCUAUGGAUGCGAGCUGUGCGGGAAGAGCUUUCUGGACAGCCUGCGUCUACGCAUGCAUCUGCUGUCUCAUUCAGCUGGCGAGAAGGCCAUCGUAUGUGACCAGUGCGGCGCUCAAUUCCAGACAGAAGAAUCGCUGGAGGCCCACCGGCAGAUCCACACCGGUUCGGACAUGGCCAUCUUCUGCCUGCUGUGCGGCAAGCGUUUCCAGACGCAGACGGCGCUGCAGCAGCACAUGGAAGUCCACGCCGGCGUGCGCAGCUACAUCUGCAGCGAAUGCAACCGGACCUUCCCGAGCCACACGGCGCUCAAACGCCACCUGCGCUCCCACACAGCCGGGGACCACCCGUACGAGUGCGAGUUCUGCGGGAGCUGCUUCCGCGACGAGAGCACGCUGAAGGGCCACAAGCGCAUCCACACGGGGGAGAAGCCCUAUGAAUGUAAUGGCUGCGGAAAGAAGUUCAGCCUCAAGCACCAGCUGGAGACCCACUACCGCGUGCACACAGGUGAGAAGCCAUUCGAGUGCAAGCUGUGCCACCAACGAUCCAGGGACUACUCGGCCAUGAUCAAGCACCUGCGCACCCAUAACGGCGCCUCGCCCUACCAAUGCACCAUCUGCCUGGAGUACUGCCCUAGCCUGUCGGCCAUGCAGAAGCACAUGAAGGGCCACAAGCCUGAAGACAUCCCUCCGGACUGGCGCAUCGAGAAGACCUACCUGUACCUGUGCUACGUCUGAGAGCCCAGGAGGUAUCGGGGGGAAGGGGUGGGUUAUGAGGAGAAUGUAAUUAAGGCGUUAGAUGAAGAUAUGGCGAUGGAGGGUAGGCGAUGGAAAAGCUGAGCGUCGAAAGACUGAAGAGAACCUAGCGCAUUCUCUUCCUUUCUUGCAAAAGAGGCGACACAAAAAGGGUCCUCCCGGAAAGACUCGCAGAGACGUUGAGUGUCUGCCGUUCAUUCGGAAUCACCGGGUCAUUCCCGCACACGCGCGUAUUGUGUUACUGUGUUGUUGUUGUUUGUUUGUUUUUUGUUUGUUUUUUUUUCAUUUCAGGUUGCCUCGUGAUGCAAACAUGAGCUGCAGGGAAAGUCUUGCUGCUACAACGUUGACAGAUUCUCAAGGGCUAUCGAACCCAGACGAAAUCUUACACUUUUCAUUCAUAGAAUCUCUCUUGGCCCGCGACACUAGCGAUGUUUGUUGUCAUCAGUUUUUUUUGUUUUUUUUCACACGACUAAUCUCCCAGCAAAAUUGGAUCAGGUGACCAUGAUGUGAAUGUGAAAUCGCAGUUUCGAGGGGAAAAAAAAUUUAAACACUUUGUGUUUCUGGUAGUUGCCGUCGCAACUGAUACGAGCGUAGACCUCUGCCAAGGCCUGCCAGUACCCAAUUUACUUUGUAGAUACCCAAUUCCAGAGGAAUUGGAGGCAAAUGUCCCAAAAUUCCAAAUUUUUUUGUGCUCAUAAUCAUUGGGGAAACGUCCUGGAUCGGCUUCUUCCAUGGGCAGUUCCCAUACGGUAAAUAGUUCUUGCGUAAUCACUCCGACGAGAGAUUAAAAACCUCAGUCGCGAUUCUGCCAAGAUCAUACGAUCCCAAAUUGGGUCAAAUUGUACAUACGUGUUGAUACUGUACGUUCCCUCGUUCAUUCAGAUUCCUGAUUUAUCAACUGCGAGAUGCGACGCGGACUGAAAAUUGGACGACGUCCCAGUUUUCCGCUCGGUUUUGUAGUAAUCUGCCAAUUAGUUGUUUUUGUUUUUGUUUUUCGUAAUCAUACUAACGAUACUCCUUGUUAGAGGAAGCUCGAAUGGCACCUUGUGGAGUGCAGGCCUCUGUCAAGAGCCCACAUUUCCUGGAUUUUGAUUGUUCACUUUGAAACUGAUGCAAGUGCUAAAAAAGUGACCAAGUGCUCAAAAGUCCUCAAUCGCCAAGAUUUUUUUUCCUUCUUCCUUGGCCCCUGUUUGAAAGGUUUUGUGCAAAUCAGCAUAGUCAUAGUUUUUCUUGAUCCUGGUACAGAAAAAAAUUUUUAAAAAACACUGUAAAACAAUUAUGUAGAGCGCAGACGUUUUCAGAGAAAAUGAUCAAACUUGAGAAAAGAAGUUCCUGCAAUGUCAAAUUCCCCAGAGCCUCCCUGGAAUUAAUUCAGUUCUUUCUUCUGGAAAGGUUUUGUGAUCUUUAUCUAUUUUUUACUUUAUUUUGCUGAAAAAAAAAAAUUGCAUGACGGCAUCGCCAAGCAUCCUUAGUGUUGCGGUCACUCGAAGGCGAACAAUCCUGAUUCAAAUUGUACACAGUUGUACGUGCGUUUUAGAUAAACACCUGAAAUUUCUCGUUGAGAUUCCCGAAUGAUCCCGUCGGAAAAUUUCCAAAAAGUGUCCUUACAGAAACAGUUCUUGGGUCUGCACUGAAAUUGGAUGACUCCUUCCUCUUUCCCUCGCCCCAACUCUUCCAACAAAGUUCGUCUUGUAAACAAUAAAAUCAAAUGCUGACUCAGCAGAACUGAAACAAAAUACUUGAACGCGGAAGAGUCGAUUUCCCCAGUUUUUCGCAGUAUUCCCGGAUAGCCCCUGAGAAUCGUCAGCCGAGCCGGUUGGAAUAUGCAGUAGAUGACAAAACGGGAGCACUAAAAACAAAGGAUGAACCUGAAUGGGU